Durotheca rogersii is the source of this 861-nucleotide messenger RNA. RefSeq lists its product as uncharacterized. The transcript is spliced from 2 exons. The record is from RefSeq and is a predicted model, not a curated record. Lineage: Eukaryota; Fungi; Ascomycota; Sordariomycetes; Xylariales; Xylariaceae. Bases 1 to 861 code for a protein of 286 amino acids.
AUGUCCUCCAAGCUCAUCCCGGACAGCCCGGCCGACGUAGCCGUCAUCCGGCACAUAACGCCCAACGUCGUUACCGUCUCCAUGCCCUUCUCCCGUUUCGGCAUCCUCCGCAUCGGCGGCCGCGGCACUAUAAUGCGCCUCACGUCGGGAGCCCUAGCCGUGUUCUCGCCCGUGGCACUGACGCCCGAGACGCGGGCCAAGGUCGCCGAGAUGGGCGGGAACGUCGGGUACCUGAUCGCGGGCGACAUCGAGCACCACAUCUACCUGUCGGAGUGGGCGCGGGCAUACCCGGGCGCGAAGCUCGUCGGGCCGAAGGGCCUGGCCGAGAAGCGCGCCGCGGCGCACGGCAAGGACGCCAAGAUCGGCGCCGAGCCCUUCAGCUUCGUGUUCGGCGAGGCGCCCGGCGGCGACGGCGACGGCCGCGUCGUGGACGACGAGUUCGCCGCCGACUUCGACGUCGAGUACGUCGCCGCGCACCCGAACCGCGAGAUCGUGCUGCUCUACAAGCCGGACCGCGUCCUCGUCGAGGCGGACCUGCUCUUCAACCUGCCCGCCGUCGAGCAGUACUCGCGCGUGCCGGCCGCCGCCGCCGCGCCGCGGGAGGGCGCCCUGCGCCGGCUCGCCAACCGCAUCUUCGAGGCGCUCAACACCACGGCCGGCGCGGCCCGCGGCACCAAGCGGUUCCUGUGGUAUUUCAUCGCCGGCGCGGGCGGCGACCGCGACGCCUUCAACGCGAGCGUGCGGCGGAUCGCGUCCUGGGACUUCGACACGAUCGUGCCCUGCCACGGCGAGACGAUCGAGGGCCGCGGCAAGGCCGUCUUCGAGAAGAUGUUCGAGUGGCACCUGCAGAGCCGCAAGUGA